Molecule: messenger RNA, 228 nt
Organism: Linum tenue
Lineage: Eukaryota; Viridiplantae; Streptophyta; Magnoliopsida; Malpighiales; Linaceae
Source: the annotation of a GenBank genome assembly
AUGGCGUCUAGGGUUGCUCUGAAGGUUGGCGGCAAGGGGAAGAAGAGCGGCAAGGGAGGGCGAGGCGGAGAGGGGAAAUCAAGGACGGAGUGCUUGAAGGAGUGGACGGAUUGGAGCCUGCACAAGGCCAAAGUCAUCGCUCACUAUGGCUUCAUCCCUCUCAUCAUCGUGAUCGGCAUGAACUCCGAUCCCAAGCCGCAGCUCUACCAGCUCCUCAGCCCUGUUUGA